Molecule: messenger RNA, 6774 nt
Organism: Nomascus leucogenys (northern white-cheeked gibbon)
Lineage: Eukaryota; Metazoa; Chordata; Mammalia; Primates; Hylobatidae
Gene: EPHA5
Product: EPH receptor A5
Exons: 15
Coding region: 138-2201 (687 amino acids)
Biological process (GO): axon guidance; protein phosphorylation
Cellular component (GO): neuron projection
Molecular function (GO): ATP binding; protein binding; transmembrane-ephrin receptor activity
Source: RefSeq, a predicted model, not a curated record
GACCUGGGUUCUUCAAAGCCUCACCUCACAUCCAGAGCUGCGGCAAAUGUCCACCUCACAGUUAUACCCAUGAGGAAGCUUCAACCUCUUGUGUCUGUGAAAAGGAUUAUUUCAGGAGAGAGUCUGAUCCACCCACAAUGGCAUGCACAAGACCCCCCUCCGCUCCUCGGAAUGCCAUCUCAAAUGUUAAUGAAACUAGUGUCUUUCUGGAAUGGAUUCCGCCUGCUGACACUGGUGGAAGGAAAGACGUGUCAUAUUAUAUUGCAUGCAAGAAGUGCAACUCCCAUGCAGGUGUGUGUGAGGAGUGUGGCGGUCAUGUCAGGUACCUUCCCCGGCAAAGCGGCCUGAAAAACACCUCUGUCAUGAUGGUGGAUCUACUCGCUCACACAAACUAUACCUUUGAGAUUGAGGCAGUGAAUGGAGUGUCCGACUUGAGCCCAGGAGCCCGGCAGUAUGUGUCUGUAAAUGUAACCACAAAUCAAGCAGCUCCAUCUCCAGUCACCAAUGUGAAAAAAGGGAAAAUUGCAAAAAACAGCAUCUCUUUGUCUUGGCAAGAGCCAGAUCGCCCCAAUGGAAUCAUCCUAGAGUAUGAAAUCAAGUAUUUUGAAAAGGACCAGGAGACCAGCUACACGAUUAUCAAAUCUAAAGAGACAACUAUUACUGCAGAAGGCUUGAAACCAGCUUCAGUUUAUGUCUUCCAAAUUCGAGCACGUACAGCAGCAGGCUAUGGUGUCUUCAGUCGAAGAUUUGAGUUUGAAACCACCCCAGUGUCAGUUGCAGCAUCCAGCGAUCAAAGCCAGAUUCCUAUAAUUGCUGUGUCUGUGACAGUGGGAGUCAUUUUGUUGGCAGUGGUUAUCGGCUUCCUCCUCAGUGGAAGUUGCUGCGAAUGUGGCUGUGGGAGGGCUUCUUCCCUGUGCGCUGUUGCCCAUCCAAGCCUAAUAUGGCGGUGUGGCUACAGCAAAGCAAAACAAGAUCCAGAAGAGGAAAAGAUGCAUUUUCAUAAUGGGCACAUUAAACUGCCAGGAGUAAGAACUUAUAUUGAUCCACAUACCUAUGAGGAUCCCAAUCAAGCUGUCCACGAAUUUGCCAAGGAGAUAGAAGCAUCAUGUAUCACCAUUGAGAGAGUUAUUGGAGCAGGUGAAUUUGGUGAAGUUUGUAGUGGACGUUUGAAACUACCAGGAAAAAGAGAAUUACCUGUGGCUAUCAAAACCCUUAAAGUAGGCUAUACUGAAAAGCAACGCAGAGAUUUCCUAGGUGAAGCAAGUAUCAUGGGACAGUUUGAUCAUCCUAACAUCAUCCAUUUAGAAGGUGUGGUGACCAAAAGUAAACCAGUGAUGAUAGUGACAGAGUAUAUGGAGAAUGGCUCUUUAGAUACAUUUUUAAAGAAAAACGAUGGGCAGUUCACUGUGAUUCAACUUGUUGGCAUGCUGAGAGGUAUCUCUUCAGGAAUGAAGUACCUUUCUGACAUGGGCUAUGUGCAUAGAGACCUUGCUGCUAGAAACAUCUUAAUCAACAGUAACCUUGUGUGCAAAGUGUCUGACUUUGGACUUUCCCGGGUACUGGAAGAUGAUCCCGAGGCAGCCUACACCACAAGGGGAGGAAAAAUUCCAAUCAGAUGGACUGCCCCAGAAGCAAUAGCUUUCCGAAAGUUUACUUCUGCCAGUGAUGUCUGGAGUUAUGGAAUAGUAAUGUGGGAAGUUGUGUCUUAUGGAGAGAGACCCUACUGGGAGAUGACCAAUCAAGAUGUGAUUAAAGCAGUAGAGGAAGGCUAUCGUCUGCCAAGCCCCAUGGAUUGCCCUGCUGCUCUCUAUCAGUUAAUGCUGGAUUGCUGGCAGAAAGACCGAAAUAGCAGGCCCAAGUUUGAUGAAAUAGUCAACAUGUUGGACAAGCUGAUACGUAACCCAAGUAGUCUGAAGACGCUGGUUAAUGCAUCAUGCAGAGUAUCUAAUUUAUUGGCAGAACACAGCCCACUAGGAUCUGGGGCCUACAGAUCAGUAGGUGAAUGGCUAGAGGCAAUCAAGAUGGGCCGGUAUACAGAGAUUUUCAUGGAAAAUGGAUACAGUUCAAUGGACGCUGUGGCUCAGGUGACCUUGGAGGAUUUGAGACGGCUUGGAGUGACUCUUGUCGGUCACCAGAAGAAGAUCAUGAACAGCCUUCAAGAAAUGAAGGUGCCGCUGGUAAACGGAAUGGUGCCAUUGUAACUUCAUGUAAAUGUCGCUUCUUCAAGUGAAUGAUUCUGCACUUUGUAAACAGCCCUGAGAUUUAUUUUAACAAAAACAGGGGGAAAAGGGAACACAGUGAUUUCUAAACCUUAGAAAACAUUUGCCUCAGCCACAGAAUUUGUAAUCAUGGUUUUACUGAAGUAUCCAGUUCUUAGUCCUUAGUCUUCAUUUUUCAUGAAGCAAACAUAUCUUGCAUUAAAAGGGACAUGAGGUUAAACGUCAUCUUAAGUUACAACAACAGAAUCCUUCCACUACUUCUACAAAAUUUUGUACAUGAAAUAUAUAAUUAUACAGCACUUUUUUAGACUGAAUUAAGGCAACCCCUUUCAAAACUUCCAGGGAUCUACUUGAAAGGAAAUGUUUUAUAGCCAUGUGUGAGCUAACAAAAGCUACAGUUUACUGAAGUUUACUUCAGGUCUUAAUUGUCUACAAAAGUGUAUUGAAGAGCAAUAUGAUUAGAUUAUUUCUUAAUAGGUAUCUUCUUUUGUAAUUUUAAAAUGCUGUUACACAGCGUUAAGUUAUAGAAACUAGUGUAUAAACAUGUUGCUUGAUCAAGAAAAAGUACAGUACAGGGUGUAUGUAUAUUUAUUUUUUGUGUUAUAAAAUUUACUUUUAGUUGCUCUUCUAGAGAUUAUUAGGUAAUAAAUGUGUAUAUACUGUAUAAUUUGCAAUAUACCCAGGAACGGAUUUAAGAUGGAAUUGUGUGUGUGUUUGCUUGCACAUGUGUGUGUUACCAUUCUGCUUGCAUUUCUAAUAGUGUUUCAAUUUUAGCAACAUAUAGAAGCAAGUGUUCCAGAAUGUAAUAUGAACAGGAGAAAUAGGGAAGCAGUGAAAUGAAGUUUAACACAAGCUUGUGUCUCUUUUCCUCUCAUGUGUCCAAAAGCUAAUCUCUUUAUUCACUAAAAGGAAAUGUGUAUGAGACUAAAUCCCCUUUGGCUUUUUAAAAACACUUUGUGAUAUCAGUGACAAUGCAGUUCUUCUACAUUAAUCUUGUAGCCCUGUAAGAAAUUUCACCUUUCUGAGUCCUAGAAAGUAUCUUGUCAAACAAAGUUGACACCGAAGGGCACAUUUUCAACAGGGCGUAGAAGGAUUUAACUGUGCAGGCUUCUGUUAAUGUUGUUAAAUCCAGGCACAUAACAGGAAGCAUCACCCUUAAGUGUUAAUCCUUUGUAACCAUUCCCAUUUUGACUCAGUUCUAGAAAUUUUGACUCUAAGGCAGCAAUAGAAUUAUGACAAAUAUAUACAUAAAUAAGUACACAUACACAAAUAUAUAUAUAUAUAUAUAUGCUUCUUUCCCUUCAGAAUUUUAUUUCAAUAAUAAGUUUUAUUUGUAAUGGAUGUUUAUUCAUUUGUUAAUUUCAUUUUAUAUUCAGUUACAUGGCUUUGAGUUUAUUUUAUUGAACCAAUCCAAGGUAAUAUGUAAUUAGACUUAUUAAGGAAUAUAACAUAUCUUCUAUGUAUGCUCUAUAUACCACACGUGAUGAAGACUUAUAUUUGUGAUACAAAUUAUGCAGUGUGUUAGAAAUUGUACAAAACUGAGCUCCUGAGAAAACCAACAUUUUUGUAUUAUUACACUUUAUAAAAAUUAUGGAAUGUCAUGUGAUUAUUCAAAAAGCAGAGCAUUUAAAUAAAAUACAGCCUACUCAUGAUUAUCAGUGUUAAUAGUACAGUAGAUCAGAGAAGCCUGGAUUAAUGAAAUUUAUCAGAAAUAUAGCCACAUUAUAUUAAUGGUAUUCUUUUUUCCAAGCACUUGUCAAGCACUUGUUUUACUUGAAUGUUAGCACAUAUAAGAAUAAACUUUUGGGAAAUAACUACUUCCUAUUCUGCCCACCCUUUACUUAAGCAGUAAAUACCUCUUUUCUAAAGAACCAGGAAACAUCAAAACAACCACAACAAAAGUCUAAACAAUUUUCAAAUGAUACAUUCAGUUCUCAUAAUAAUAAGGGCUAUAUACCAUGGGUCCACACAAACUGUGCUGCAAACAUAUAAUCUAUUAGUUUAGUGAAAUUUCCAGAGAUGUGAAUUUAAUAUUUUCUUGAUAAAAUCAUAAAAAGCAUCACCAUUAUUAAAGAUGCGUUUGUUCAUUUCAAUAAACAGAAAUUAAUGCAACAAAUUACUUUUGUAUGAAAUAAAUGGAGAUUGUGUUGCACUUUAUUGAAUUUUAUAGAAAUAUUCAAAUCUAAGUGAUAAAGUAACAAUUGAGAAGCAUCGAAAUGAAAGCCUUAUUGAUUCAAAAGGAAAAUUACCAGAUGCUUUAAGGCUGAUGAACUUGCCACAAUUGCUUAGACAUAACAAAGAUAUUUUCUACAUUGUUUUCCAACUUUAUACGCUGAAAGAUAAUUAGGAGGUCAGGGUGGAGUACAUCUAAAUGACUAGAACUUUAAGUUGCAAUAUAGAUUUUCUCUUUUUAACAAAGGAAGAAUAUAAAUUAAUUUUGAUCAAAUUUAUUUGCCUUCUUUGCAAUCUUGGUGAUCAUUUUGGAAAGUAAAUUGAAAGGAAAGUUAAAUAGCCACAUAGUUUUCUUUUGCAUCUCAAUUUGGUUGAGAAUUUCUAAGGAAGGUUAAUAUGACUUUAGAAUGAAUAAAGAGACUAUCAAACAAGUACUCUCCCUAAAAAAGAGGAAAGACUGCCUUUCUAAAAUAUUUGUUUCCUAUUGUAUAUGUCACCAAUUGGAAAAUGCCAGUCUCAUCUGCAAGUGUGAGAAAUGGACCAAGGAGAGGAGGCAACUCUAGUAAAAUGUAGUGAGGCCAUAAACCAUGCAAAGUUUAACAAACUUUGAUUGUGUAAUUUCUUAUUCUGUUGAUUCAUUUUGUCACCCACCAGACUACCAAAAGUAAAGCACAGACAUGACAAUUUUAGUAUAUACAAUAGAUUUGGCAAAUAAUACAUAAUGUUAUUGUAAUUGCCAGUAGCAAUAUCUUAAGAGGCAUGACUUUCACAGUAUUGGACUUAGAAAAAUUGGUACAGGGAGUAAUUUUCAACAGACUGAUACUUGAAGUCACUCAAUUACUACUUUGACCGAUCAUAAUUUGUUUCUAAUCUUGUCAUUGGCUCACAUAUACUAUUAAUAUAAUCAGUUGCUCUUUUCAUAAUGUAUUAUUUCUAUGUAAAAAUGUAAAGAUUUUGAUUUUCCCAUGUUUUAAAAUUGUAAUGUGCAUGAUCUUUUAUUUCUUGUAUUUUAAUUACCAAGUCAGUAUUCUAAGGUUGUAAGAUUACUGUAAAAAUUAUAUUCCAAUAUUUUAUCUAAACUUUAGUGUGGCCAGCAUUAUUGGUUUCAGAGUUGCCUAAACAAUACAGAAUAUCCUUAAUUCAGUUUGUAAAAGAGUUUUGACCAGUGUAAAAAAGUGAAGACAGUUUCAUGUUUCAAGUUUAAAAUGGAAAAUUAAUAUCAUUUGAGCACUUACGUGUUUGCAUGUCUGCUACUUAAUCUCUAUGUGAAAGUAAAAUAUUUUUUGACACCAUUAUUUAUGCCAUGUAAAGUGGAUUAUCAGAAGCACAAGCACAGAUAUUUACCUUCAGAAGACAUUUUUGGCUAUAAAAGUGCAUUGGAUGACAAACACUAUUUGAGUCAGGUGUUAGAAAUUUAUUAGAUGUAUUAUAUUACAUAGUAGAAUAAGGUCCCUUUCUCAUUUUGUUCUUCCUAAAAAUAAGAAAAAAAAAAAGAAAGAUAAGUGUGAUAGUAAACUGUCUUUGCUAACGUACUACCAGAUGUUUAACUUCAAAGUAAGCAAAAAGUAGGUACAAUAUGAUGAUGGUCCUGAUGAUGAUGAUGAUGAUGAUGAUGAAGAAUAAAUGGAAUCAAAAUGCUAGCUUUAUUUGAAUAAAAGUAGAAUAAGUCAUCAUUUUUUCAACUCUGUAGCACAGCUGGUUACAUUGAAUAAUUUUCUCUAUUAUGCUGUUAAUUAUAUAGUAAUGUAUCAAAAGAGAAAUAGGAACUUUCUUUUCAUUUCUUAUUCAUUUAUGAAGAAAUCUUUUCACACAUAAAUGAUUGAAUGUUCUGGUUCAGAAUGACCACGUAAUCAUUGCUUAGAAGAAGACACCAAUUCUUUUAAAAGAAAAAAAGUCUUUUUAUAAUAAUCAGAAUCAAAUGUUGUUUGUUUCUUCUAAACGUUAAUGGAGAAAAUUGAAGGUGGUAAAAUGUCAUGUUUAUUCAGGCCGGGAACUGUAUUAACAGUAGAAGUUUCAGUGGUCAGCAUAUCUAUGACUGUUUAGGCUGCUGUAGUUUUACAGUCAAUUAUUUAAAAGUGUGUAAUUGUGUAAUUACAUUAAUAAGAGCCUGAGAAUACUUAGACUCAGUCAUUUGUUAGUAUUUUUACCAAAAUCUCUUCGUUUCAGUCAUGUCAGAAGCAGCUAUAUAGCAUAUCUUAUUCUAUGAUAUACACCAGGCUGUCUCAAGUUCCUGCCUCACAGUUAAUUCAAAGAAGGAUUAGGAUUUCUGUAUUUUUUCUCAUUUGAAUCUUUAUGUGCAUUUGGUUUGUGUACAUGUUUUUUGUAGUGUAAGAUAUGAAAUUUUAUAUUUUUUCAGAAAAUAAAAACCCUUUGAAUACAGUUA